This is a messenger RNA of Mercenaria mercenaria, 1014 nucleotides long. RefSeq lists its product as uncharacterized. NCBI's taxonomy places the organism in Eukaryota, Metazoa, Mollusca, Bivalvia, Venerida, Veneridae. The record is from RefSeq and is a predicted model, not a curated record. Bases 1 to 1014 code for a protein of 337 amino acids. The transcript is spliced from 5 exons.
AUGACGCUGUGGUAUAUAUUUGAACGAGAAAAUAACAGCGUGGUUAUCUACAGUAGAAAAGAUUUGAAUCAACCUCUCUACAAUAACUGGGUACGAGCUGCAUCAGGAUUUAUAUAUUUGAAAUCAGGUCUUCAGACGUUCAUCAGUAGGCAGCUGCAAGAGCAACAUACAGAUAUUUUAACAAAAAUCGGACCUGCAGCUGUCAGAUGUACAUCUUGUACGGCUGACAACUUACUACCAGAACAUCAUACACGCUUUUGUGCACCAAACUAUAGAAAUAAAUGCUUUUGCAAAGAUCAUCACUCGCGCAGAAAGUGUCCCCAGAACUUCUGCAGCAAGUUUUAUGACAAGAUUAUAGCCAGUCAUGCAGAAGCUAACCCGCUUUGGCUUGAUGUAGACAUAGCAAAGUGGUAUGACAACUUCUUUGAGUUUGCAAAAUGCUUUGUGAGUACAACUGGAUAUAGGGAACAGCAUUCGGUGACAGAAAUGGAUGCUUUAGGCCUACUUUCUAUUGCUAUCAAUGACCUGUAUAUACAUGAUGCAAUAGACAAUUUGGAUCUCUUCAAAAUGGUACGGGAAUCAUGGAAUGAAAUAUUUCACACUAAAAGUUAUGAGGUUACGGAUGACCAACUAAACAAAUACAUUGAGGAGAUGAUAGAUGUGCUUCAAGACACAAAAUGUCUAGCAAGAUAUCCAGAUGCGCAACAAGCUGUAGAGGAACUUAAAAGGCUGAAGGCAAACCAGAUAUAUAUAAGUGAAGAAGACGCGAGUGCAGUCAUUGAUCUAGCACGAGAAGCAAUAAGAGAAAUCAAAUAUGAGGCCAUUAGUGAAAUAGAAAAUGCAAGAGAUUCAGCCGUCCAUGAUAUUGAUUCGAGACAAGAAAGAAAAAAAAUGAUGCAAAUACAAAGAGACAAGAAAAGUCUUUUCAAUCGACUACCACAGAAAAUGAAUAUUAUAUCAGAGCCAUAUUGCUGCUUGCUGAAGGUGGUUCCUACAUUUCAAAACAAGUAUUAG